UAUUAUAACAGCAUUAUGCUCUGUCAGCGUGCUGUACUUGAAAACGGGAACUUUUGUGAGUAUUUAAGUAUCAGCGUACUUAGUGAGGUCACAGUUGAGAUUGUGGGCCACUUGGUCACAGAGACAAAGCCCUUCGCUCUUGCCGCUAUAACUGGGGUGGCUUUCGGGUCAAACCUUGAUUUCUUUAAGGAUGCUGUGCUGAGUAUGGGAACAGCAGAAAGCAAAAGGAGAAAACAAAAGUCAGAUAAUACGACCGUUUCACAGAAGGAAUCAAAUUCCUGCUCAACCAUGGGAGACCAGAAAGACAACGACUUUAAAGUCCAGACAGCCAAGCACCCCAACAUGAGCUCCGUCGCUUUACGGACGCACAGCGAACACUCUAGAGACCGAACAUCCAAAAGGCUUUCGACUGAGUCUAACGGGACCAGCGACGGGGGCAUGGGCUCGUCCACGCCGGUGGAGAUCACCGCUUUGGAAGAGUCGUUUCGGCGCUUCGCCAUCCACGGUGACACUCGUGCCACCGGCAAGGAGAUGCACGGCAAGAACUGGUCCAAACUCUGCAAGGACUGCGGCGUGAUUGACGGGAAAAGCAUCACCCUCACAGAUGUGGACAUCGUUUUCACCAAAGUCAAGAAGAAAUCCUGUCGAACCAUCACGUUCGAUGAGUUCAAAGUGGCACUCGGAGAGCUGGCUCGGAAGAAAUACAAAGAGAAGACCGGGGAAGAUGCCGAGGCCGAGGUCUUCAAGCUGAUUGAGGGGAAGGCGCCGGUCAUCGCAGGAGUCACGAGAGCCGUGGCCUCGCCGACGGUGAGCCGCCUUACGGACACCAGCAAGUUCACGGGGUCGCACAAGGAGCGCUUCGACGAGACCGGCCGAGGGAAGGGGAAGGCCGGGCGCGUGGACAUAGUCGACACCUCGGGUUACGUGUCGGGCUACAAACAUCGAGGGACGUACGAGAAGAAAGUGACCAAACCCACCGAUGGUAGACCCAUGUGAAGUCAAAACAUUUCAUUGACGGCUCAGAUGAUUUUCUACGAAAGAGUACUCCUAGAAAGCACAAAAGAAAACAAGUUCAUUCGUUUCCCAGCCCAUUUAUUUUUAUGUGUAUGUCUGUGAGAGAGAGAAAUAAAUAAAAAAAAACAAAAAAACAAGAGAUGCUUUUAAACUCCGCUGUUUGUGUGAGAACUGGAAAACUGUUUACAUGUAUUUUUUUUUUUUUUUUUUACAAAG
Fundulus heteroclitus (mummichog) is the source of this 1230-nucleotide messenger RNA. Its product is annotated as tubulin polymerization-promoting protein. The record is from RefSeq and is a predicted model, not a curated record. Gene Ontology annotation, molecular function: tubulin binding. Lineage: Eukaryota; Metazoa; Chordata; Actinopteri; Cyprinodontiformes; Fundulidae. Gene Ontology annotation, biological process: microtubule polymerization; microtubule bundle formation; positive regulation of protein polymerization. Gene Ontology annotation, cellular component: microtubule.